CUUUCCCUCCUUUCAAACAAAACCCCAGCCUCUCUCUCUGAACAAUGUUGGGUUGGGUCUCUCUGGUUUCAAAUCCCAACGUAUACCCCUGAAAAACCCACAAAUUUCUGUUUCCAAUCACCUCUGUUCGUUCUCUCUUUGUCGUAUAUCUUCUCCAUCCUCGCUCUUUUGCCUUUGGAGAAGAUUUUGAAUUUUUGGAACCAUGGAAGGUCCCGGAGCGUACAAUCCUCGAACUGUCGAGGAAGUUUUUAGAGAUUUCAAAGGCCGAAGAGCUGGCAUGAUCAAAGCUCUCACCACUGACGUAGAAGAAUUCUUUCAGCAGUGCGAUCCUGAGAAAGAGAAUCUGUGCCUGUAUGGAUUUCCUAGCGAGCAGUGGGAAGUCAAUUUACCUGCAGAAGAGGUGCCUCCAGAGCUUCCUGAGCCUGCAUUGGGCAUUAACUUUGCAAGAGAUGGAAUGCAAGAAAAAGACUGGUUAUCUUUGGUUGCGGUCCAUAGUGAUGCAUGGCUACUUGCAGUUGCAUUUUAUUUUGGUGCUAGAUUUGGAUUUGAUAAAAACGACAGGAAACGCCUCUUUGGUAUGAUAAAUGAUCUCCCAACAAUAUUUGAGGUUGUGACAGGAACUGCAAAGAAACAAGUAAAGGAGAAGUCUUCGGUUUCAAAUCACAGCAGCAACAAAUCCAAACCUAACUCUAAAGUGCAGCGGGGCUCUGAACCCCAGGGCAAGUUUUCAAAGGCAAUGCAGCCAAAGGAAGAGGAUGAUGGAUUUGAUGAUGAAGAUGAGGAGGAACAUGGGGACACACUGUGUGGGGCAUGUGGGGAAAACUAUGCAUCAGAUGAGUUUUGGAUCUGCUGUGACAUUUGUGAGAAGUGGUUCCAUGGCAAGUGUGUGAAGAUCACCCCUGCUAGGGCUGAGCACAUCAAGCAGUACAAGUGCCCAUCUUGCAGCAACAAGAGGGCUCGUCAAUAAGUAGCAGGUUCUCAAACUCUAUGCUGGCGUGGUGGGUUUAGCUAACUGUCUAGGCAGGCCUCUUCUUUUCUCUGUGGUGCCCUGCUGGCCACAUCAUGUGUAUGAGUACUUUGAUUUCGGGAAUCUGACUCUUGGACCAUAUAGUAUUUACUGUGCAGGCCUUUGAAAAAAUUACCCUUUAUUUGAUCAGAAAAUUAGGAUAUUGUUAUUCUGCAUUAGAAAAUUGGCGCCCUCUGCCAAUGUAGUAGCAUGAUUUAUACUUAUCU
This is a messenger RNA of Telopea speciosissima, 1233 nucleotides long. Its product is annotated as PHD finger protein ALFIN-LIKE 4. The transcript has 5 exons. Gene Ontology annotation, biological process: regulation of DNA-templated transcription. The record is from RefSeq and is a predicted model, not a curated record. Lineage: Eukaryota; Viridiplantae; Streptophyta; Magnoliopsida; Proteales; Proteaceae. Bases 203 to 967 code for a protein of 254 amino acids. Gene Ontology annotation, cellular component: nucleus. Gene Ontology annotation, molecular function: histone binding; transcription cis-regulatory region binding; transcription coregulator activity.